AUGAGGAUCCCCGCGCUUACAGCGAGCGUGCUGCUCGCCGAGCUCACGGGCACUGCCAAGCCACCUGCACACGUCAAGACCGGCACCGAGGCUCUCUCGGACGGCAUUGUAUACCCCGAUACCCACAUUGCGCCUGCCUUUCUGCCGCUCAGUGGUGACGCAGCGAUCAACGCCUACAUCCCCUCGUCCAAACCCUACGUUGCGCACAUCGAGCCGCGCUACGUCUCGGGCUUCGUCGCUCCUUCUGGCUACACCUACAGCUGGGUCGUUGAUGGCUACCGCUUGGCCAUCGACACCGUCGGCAACAAAAACUACCUCACGCGUACAACCAUCUCCAAGGACGCUUCGUCCACGACGCAGGCCCACGUCAAUGCCUGCACCCAGUUUUGCGAAAAGACACCCACGUGUGCCAUGGCAUCCGUGAUCAGGUUCAAUAACUUUUCGGAAGGAAACGUCGUCUGCGCAGUGUAUAGCGCCACGGCUCCAAAGUCGGAUGCCAUCUAUACUACGGGCCCCUUCAAUGGUCCCGGUCAGGUCUCGGCGUCGUAUACGUUCAAUAGGAAGGCUGGAAGGGUGCCCGGCACGUUUACUUCAACCGUCACCUCCAGCGCAGUAACCACGUCAAGUACAAGAUCGGUGACUACUAGCUCGGGAUUCACCACCAUUCGCACGUCGUCCUCUACGACUUCCACUGUUGCUUCGAGCUCCACAACAUCCCCCGUUGCCACUACUUCCUCGACCACUUCCACGCCGACUAGUGCUUCCUCUACCUCGACCACCUCCUCUUCCACCAGCUCCAGCACGGGCACGAGCACGACUUCCAGCGCGGGAGCUGCUGCCACUGCCACGACCAACACCACCACUGCACCCGUCUACGACCAGUGGGUGUGGGUCGACGUACCGGGCACGCAAUGUGCCGACGGCAGCGCCACCGGUUUUGCGCUCAACCUGCACGCGGGCGCGACCGAGCUGGUCAUCUCCUACCAGCAGGGCGGGAGCUGCUACGACUACAACUCGUGCUACGUGCAAAAGACGGCGUACAACAUCGACUCGGGCUUUUCCAACGCGACCUUCUGGGCGCAGAAUCAGCCCAACACGAUCAAGUGGUGGUUCCCCUUUGCCCGCGAUAACCAGUGGAACCCGUGGCAGAAGGCCAACUACGCCUGGAUCCCCUACUGCACGGGAGACUGGCAUGCGGGCGAUAACACGGUGCUGUACCCCGGUGCCGCCUCGGCAACCAACCACAAAGGCUGGAGCAAUGCCAAGUUGGACAUGGCCAAGAUCAAGCAGAUGGUGCCGGCACCUUCGCGCGUGCUGCUGGCGGGUUCGAGUGCCGGGGCCUUCGGUGCGAUCCUGCAGUACCAGAAUGCACAGAACAUCUUUAGCGGGACUCGGGUGGAUUUGCUGGCGGAUUCGGGCGAAACGCCCAAAUCAGCCCUAGCAAGACCCUCGCAGAACAUCCAACCACCCAGAUGCCCCACCUGCGACGAUGCCAGCUUUGACUCGUACAUCGUUGGGCUCGCCAAAGCCAACACUGGCUCGAGAUUCGCCAGCAUGAGCUGGAGUAACGAUACCACGAUCCCCGUCAAUCAGGGCGUGAGCUACGACGACUUUAGCGCCGAAGUGGUGCGGCUAUUCAAGCAGCAGAAUGCCGAGACUUCCAAUUCGCGCAACUUUAUGGUGCAGGGGAGCGGACACAUGCUGCUGUGGACCACACAGUACAAUGCCGCCGAUGGGUACACCCAGGCAACGUUCCUCAACAAGUUCAAGACCGACGAUCCCGGUUGGUCGUCCCACUAG
Moesziomyces aphidis is the source of this 1800-nucleotide messenger RNA. The record is from the annotation of a GenBank genome assembly. NCBI's taxonomy places the organism in Eukaryota, Fungi, Basidiomycota, Ustilaginomycetes, Ustilaginales, Ustilaginaceae.